Maylandia zebra (zebra mbuna) is the source of this 1410-nucleotide messenger RNA. RefSeq names its product immediate early response 2a (gene ier2a). NCBI's taxonomy places the organism in Eukaryota, Metazoa, Chordata, Actinopteri, Cichliformes, Cichlidae. The record is from RefSeq and is a predicted model, not a curated record.
UCAGAGGGGGAAACACGGGAUAUACAAACCUUUUGACUGUUUGUCUGGGAGUAGUUUCAAAACAAGCCGUGACAUGGAGGUCAGCGCAGAGGCCAAGAGGAUCAUGGUCGUGGCUUUGGGGAAACUGUACAGCUCCCGCACCCAGCGAGGGGGUCUCCGUCUUCACCGGAGUCUCCUGCUCACUCUGGUCAUGAAAUCUGCCCGGGACAUCUAUCAUGCGGCCCAGGCGACAGCUCAAAGUGCCGCCCCGACAUGUGAACCACAACACCCGGCUGUUAAUGUGAUAACCACAAGGCCAGCUGCCGCUCAGGGGCUCCAGAGUCCCGCUUCUCACCCAGCUGAAGAGUCACGGACCGCCGGUUCAUCCACGGAGCUGCGCUGCGCGCCGCACGCGCACGACCACGCGGAAAACAAGGAGAAUGUGUGCCCGUCCGGCCCCGCACAGCACUCCAGGAAAAGACGGGGCAAAGCGGCUGCUGAACCGGACUUUCUGCCCUGCAAGAAAGCAAAACUCGAGCAGGUGAACUGUCAUCAGCAGCUCAUUGUCAGCUCCGUUUUGAGUGACUAUGUGAAGUGCAGUAGUGAACUGCGAACAGCCCCAACCCUCAUUCCCGUGCAGACAGCCAUCGCAGCGUGUUGAAGACCUGCUGAAAUUAAAGGCAGUGAACUUUUUAAGGCCUGGAUGUCUGGACGUGUCCAUUUUGCAGGCUAUACCUGCUCCAGGGACUGGCUUUGGAUGGAUGACCCAAGAGUCCCAGUCAUGGCUGAGCAAGGAAGCCCCGGAGCAUGCCCACCGUGGAGGUCUCAGUGACUUGUGAUCUAAUUUAUGACCUCACCUGUUCAGUUCAGAGGCGGGACUAUCAUUACGCCUUAAACUAGACUGUAUGAAUUGACUCUAUGUACAUUUUACACAAGUGUGUUUGGGGACCAUGCUGUCAAAACAGCAAAUGUACAUUUUUACUGAAGUUUUCUUUUUUUUUUUUUUUUUUUGCGGGGGAGGGGGGGUGUAAAACCUUGAAUGACUUUAUCUACCUCAGUAUUUAUUAAACCUUUGGUAUCUAAUAUGAAUCUGAAGUCGUGUGUUGUUUAUAAUCUGUCAUAUCGUAUCGUACAGAUAGCACAGUGAGAGACCAAGGUGUUGUGUGUAAUGGGUGGCAGGGUGGAGCGCUGUGAGGUGCAAGAAAACCGUGUGAAAGUUGGAUGUGGGUGUGUGUUUGUCAGUCUGACAGGAAACUGGCUUGGGUGUUUUCCUCCCCCAUGCCUCUUCCACCUCCAGGCUGAUUUGCAGAACAAAAGCUGGGACAAUUCCAAGGAUGGGGGGCUCUAAAGAAUGAGGAGGGGGAGGCUGUCAAGCCUUUUGACUGACCAAACAAGGAGAACAAUCGGGGUCCUGUUGCCAUCCAAGAACUA